UGGUUGCAGUUGCUGAUGAUUUCACGGCAACAGCAGCGAAAGACGGAGCGCGCUCCGGUAGCUGGAGACUGAAUGAGAUGCUGCAAAGGGGAAAGAAAAGAGGCAGCGUGUGAGAGCGAGUCAGAGACGCGGAGUGGAAGGCUGGGAGCCAGGGAAGGGCUCUGGCUGGAGGAGAGUCUCCCAGGUGUACUGCAGAAGCUUUUUGGAAAUGGAUGCAAGGACCAUCUGCUGCCUGUAGAUUACAGGGCUGUAGACUAGGGAGCGGAGGGAAAGAGCUUACGGCUCUUUGGAAUAAAAAUUGAAGUUCUGCAUAACUGAUUCAUCAAGAUAAAUCAUGAGUAGGAUAUUGCAUGGGGUAUUAACGUAUAAAUCCAUGCUACAGAUAGACAGAGUACAGCCCACAUUGCUAUAAAAAAUAAAACCAGCAACAAUGCAGUUAAUAAAUUCUGCAGUGAUUAUCUGAUUUAUGUGCGAAGAAAAAGAGAAGCAAAACACAGACAGCUCUUACUGCACUGUGGCAUUUGCAAGGACUGCGUUUAAUGCUGAGAGAUGCUAUACAUUAAAUCUGACAACUGUGAAAAGAGAGAUCAUGGAGAAGUCAAGUAGUGAGGAUUCUUCAAUUCACCGGAGUCCAUCUUUGGAUAGCAAAGACUCAGAUUUUGCUAAACCUUCUACCUCAGGGAGGCAAUUUGGUCGAGGUUUUACUGCUGGAGCUUUCUAUGGUACAACUGGAUCACGCACACAGAGCCACAGUGGGGUCGGAACUGGGACCGGCAUUGGGACUGGCGUAAAAAGUGACAAAUACAGUGCACCCAAAGGCAGCAAAUACGUGGUCUUUUACCUGGAUCUAUCCUUUGUUUUCCUUUUAGAAUUUAAGAAGUGCAACAUGGCAAGAGGCUGCCUGUGUUGUUUGAAAUACAUGAUGUUCCUUUUCAAUUUAAUAUUUUGGUUAUGUGGCUGUGGUCUGCUGGGUGUGGGCAUCUGGCUGUCGGUGUCGCAAGGAAACUUCGCCACGUUUUCUCCUAGCUUCCCGUCGCUCUCCGCUGCCAACCUGGUCAUUGCCAUCGGCACAGUCAUCAUGGUGACAGGCUUUCUGGGCUGUCUCGGUGCUAUCAAGGAAAACAAGUGCCUCCUGUUGAGUUUUUUCAUCGUUUUGCUGAUAAUUCUCCUGGCAGAGCUGAUAUUACUCAUAUUGUUCUUCGUUUAUAUGGACAAGGUCAGUGAGAGCGCAAAGAAUGAUUUGAAGGAAGGUAUGAAGCUAUACAAUUCAGAAAAUAAUGUUGGACUGAAAAAUGCAUGGAAUAUCAUUCAAGCAGAGAUGAAAUGCUGUGGUGUGAAUGACUUUACGGAUUGGUACCCAGUGCUGGGAGAAAACACUGUCCCAGACCGAUGUUGUACGGAAAACUCCCAAGACUGUGGACGGAACUCCACCGAACUAGUGUGGAAAACGGGAUGUUAUGAGAGGGUGAUGACCUGGUUCGAUGAGAAUAAGCAUCAUGUCCUUGGUUCGAUUGGGAUGUGCAUCCUUAUAAUGCAGAUCCUUGGCAUGGCCUUCUCCAUGACACUCUUCCAGCAGAUUCACAGGACUGGCAAAAAAUAUGAUGCCUAAAGCCUCUGAAACAUUAUCACAUCAACCUUUCUGUCUCGUCAUAAAAAUGAACAAAAGGAAUGACCGCAGAGUAUCAAGCCUAGCCCUGCUGAGGGAAUCCGUCCCAUCGACCGAUCUACUUUGUUGUUACUUGUCCAGUUAUUAUCACAACUUGUUAUCUGACUAUUUUAUUUUUUAUUUUGUCUGCUUCACAUUUGUCAUUUAUUUGCCAAAGAGGGGGGGAAACCUCCCAAACAAAUGGAUUUUCUACACAAAAUCAUAGAUCUGCUCUAAGAAUGUUUCUUAACUUAAGAAAAUGUUUUGCUCUACUAAUCCAUGCUUUAUGUGCAAAAAUUAUGUGUGUUCAACUUCAAGGGAGAAUUCUUCAAAGUCUUCCAUUAAGUUUUCAACCCUCAUGUCCAAUUUACUGGAAGACUCGGAAAAGCCACUCUAACUGAGAGUCCUAGAAAUUGGAGCUGCUUUGCUUUGCAGCUUCUUGUACCUUAUGGUGUAUACUUUUUUAUUAUGGUAUUGAUGAUGAUGAUGAUUAUGAUGGAUAUAGCUUAGAAUUUAGUUGCCUGACUUAUAACUUCUUACUGGUUUUGGUUUUUCACAUUUAUUGUACAUUAAUUUGGGAACCACUGUGCGAUCUCCAGAGGACAUAGAUUUCAAAGUCGACAGUUUGUGCGGGCAAAUAAAGACAUAACUUUUCUCAAGCCCAUGGGGAGGCAUCGUCUACCUUUAUCAGGGCCUUGUUGCCUGUACUGUAACAAAGGUGGUACCUUCUAAGUCAGAGACUCUUUCCUCAGAUGGAAUGCAAUGCCUUCCCAUCGGACCACAUGGUGAGCUCCCUACUCCCAUGAGGCAAAGUUCCAAUGCCUUUACUCGCCCAAAGCAGUGUCUGGGUGCUACUUUAAAAGCUAAAAGUCUACUCGCUAAGCAAGUUAGUGCUCCCUGGCACAAAGGAGAGAGAUUGCAGUCUGCCCUACCGGGCAGUUGGCAGCAGACUUCACAGAUUGUCUUCUCUGUUUCAAAAAGUUUGCCCAAGGCAUGGCAUGCUGCUGGACAUGAGGGAAGGGGAUGGCAAUUUGAUGGCAACAUUGUCAUGCCACAUGGUAUUGUCAUUUCAUUUCCUCGGGCAGAUGAGAGCGCUCUCCCCGAGCUGGAAAAGGUGGUUUGAUUGAAGGUGACCAUAUGGUGCAGGAAAGGGGCAAUUUCCAAAGUGACACUCGGAGACAGUAUGUGUCACGUCUUCCGUACAGAAUUAGGUCUUGCUGAUGGAUUGCCAAGUGCAUCCAGUGGUAUAGUUCAGAGUUCACUGCAAUGUGUAUUUUUAACAACAUUCCUGUUAGAAAACUUGAACAACCUUGAACGUGUAUUUCUUUAGUUUGAGUGCUGCUUCGUUGCAAGCAGCCCCCCUUUACCCUUUGUUCCAAGUUUUUGCUGUUUUGUGAAGGAAGAAGGAAAGGCUCAGAUAUUGGAGGGUGUUCUGAUUUAACUCCUGUCACGGCUCAACUCAGCUCUGAAAGAAACACUGCUAUUUUUAUUAGUAGCAGUCAGAAGUGACCUUUAGAGGUUACUUCAUUCAAUAUCACUCUCAAAGGGGUACUGUCGUAGAAUCAAAGAAUGGUUUGAGUUGGAAGAUCAUCUAAUUCCAAUCCACCUGCCACGGGCAGGGAUACCUUCCACUAUACCGGGUUACUCAAAGCCCCAGCCAACGUGGGCCUGUCAUCUGUGUGUCCUGGUGUGCAUGCAGUAGCCCUUGGAACAGUCCAGCCCAAACCACGACACUAUAUGAGACGGGACAUUAUUGAGCUGAGUUUCAGAAACGGUUGAGGAUGGAGAUUUUGUGCCUUUCAGAGCCAUGCCAUGUCAAACUACUCCUCUGGUGAACAAGUUUCUCUUAAUGUCCAGUCUGAAUAUUUCAACUCUUAAAAUGUACCAUUUUCAUUGUAUCAUUCAGUCUACCUUUUCCUUGUGGGCUGAAAUAGCUGUUGAGCCACUUCAUCUCUGGGAGUUUUCAGUCCCCUCUUUAUCUUCCUGAUAGGUCCUGCAUACAUCUGGCAGCAAUAGUGUUUCGUGUGGCCUACGUGUCACUUUUUUGAGUUCCUAUGAAAUCAGUGUGACAGUAAGGAAUGUGAAUGUGUGGGAUACAGAGACGAAUCCGGGUGUUGUAGUGAAGGAGGAGGUUACUGUUCUUAGAGCACGGCCCUUGCCCAUAUGAGCACAAUACCCAAAGUUUCACAGGGCUUUUCUUUCCCACUGAAGCAGCCAAUGCCAUAUGGGUUCAUCUGUUUCACUUACGUUGCCUUUGAAAGAGUCAGGGAAGAAGCAGAGGGAAACCACAGAACUGAAUCCAGUUUUACUUCCAUUUCUAACAAAAAUUGGGACCAGGAGCAUCUGAGCCCCACUGGAGAUGGAUGUUCCAUGUUGAAGAAAGGGCUCCGAUGCCCAGUGUACUUGCUGCUACAUGUAAGACUGUAUCCCAAGUUGCUAAGAUGCGUUCCUAUUUCUGCAAGAAAAGACAAGAUGAUUUUUAUCCGAUGGCUCCACUGCAUUCUCCCCUUGGGCAGAGGUGCUUAGCAUUCUCUAGCUUUCUCUGGUGUUCAAAAAGAGCAGGGUGCAGGGCUAAGCAGGAGCAUCAUUUCUGUCCUUUUGGGUCGCACAGUCGUACCUGCCGCAUCUUAAAUUUUAAUCUGCAGUCAGUUUUUGUACAAAAAAAUGGUAAAAUAUAUUAGUGAAAGUAAUAAGGAAAUAAAAAAAAUGUUUAUGAAUAACUCAGAAAUGAAAUGUAUAGUUGCAAACUCAGAUACUUUGCCUUUCAUCCAAACUUAUUUUUCUAGAAUGCUUCAUUCCAUUUCACGAUCUAGCAGCGUAGAUCCUGAAAUCUUUUUUUAAUGACUACUUUUGGCAUUUUAAGCACAGUAUUAAGUGAGAUAGUUACACGAGCUUCACGUAUUCAUCUCUAUGAUGCCACCUGCAAGAAAGGAGUCAAAAGCAGGGCUGAUUUGUGUCUCUUAGCUGGCUCUCUGAUGUGGGAGGUGAUGACAGACAUCUUGAAAGGAGCAGAAAAAUAAUGCCAUUUUCCAGGUAACAAAAAACAGCCCUGGAAAGUGUGAGGCUGCAUCAGUCAGUUUGUCAGAGAUGACACUAACUGCCCUGUAAAUUGGUCAAGGGGAGCUUUGGCUCAUGUAUGUAUGCACUUUUUUUGCUUAUGCUGGUGGGUGGGUGGCUGUGUGUUUUCCCUAAAUGUCACUCUGAUUAUUUAACUAUAAGUUUUUAGCAUGUUUUUAAAUAAAAACUGAUACUGAGUAAAAGUAUCUUUAAUAUACACAAAUACUGAUUUGUAUAAAUGCAUACCUCUCUGUACCUCUAAUUCAUGAAAGCACAGUUCAAGUGUGUGAAAGUGCUGUUUCUCUGAGUGUUCCUUCAGACUGUAGCAUACCUGCUGUCUCACUGUGCUUCAGGCUUGAAAGCUGCAGCAGAACUUAAGCAGAGGCAUAACAGAACUGCUUGAAGAACCUCUACGUGAAGGCUGUUGAAGUGAUAGCAGUGAAUUCUGUUCCCUCCUGGUGGUACCAAGGCUGUUAAGUUACAGGAAGCCCAGGUGGAGAGCGCUUAAAAGAAUUGCCCAUAGCUAAGAAGCAUGUGAGAUGAUGAAAACAAUGGCACAAAUGUCUCCAAGAUGACAGAAGAUGCCUUGUAAUUUCAUGCAUUGAGUUCCUGGACUGUGGUCGUGUUAGGCCAACUUUCAUAUCCUGUGUCCACUCCGCAUUUGUGUGCAUGAAAUACAAACUCAUACACAGGAAGGGUGCAAGCAGAGGACAGCUGAACUGAUACUCAUGGUCUUUCUUGGGCAAUGUAUUGGCCAGGCAUGGAAAAGGCAAGGAGGAGAAGGGUGUUUUCCCAGCAGAUAGUUCUUGGGAGCAGCAUGGAAAGGGCACGCGUGAUUCUGAUGUAACUUCUUUCCAUAGAGUUGAGCAACUUCAUGCUGUAGCUGGCAUGGGGAAACCUGAAGAUGUUUGCCUAUGGGCUAGCCAUCUAUUGUGCAGUAGAUAGUAGACACUAAGAAACAACAUGCCAUUCCCACCAGGUGAUGUUUGCACCAGUGUUUCUUCUAUGCAAUACCUACUUUCGCCUUUAUAUAAAAGAUUUUUACUAGGAUGAUAUAAAAAUAAAGGAUUUUUUAAAAGGUG
Calidris pugnax (ruff) is the source of this 5784-nucleotide messenger RNA. It is a transcript of the gene TSPAN9, whose product is annotated as tetraspanin 9. Gene Ontology annotation, cellular component: membrane. The record is from RefSeq and is a predicted model, not a curated record. NCBI's taxonomy places the organism in Eukaryota, Metazoa, Chordata, Aves, Charadriiformes, Scolopacidae.